UGUUUACCCAGUAUAUCAAAAGUACUCAAAAGACCUCAAAAGGGUGCCAAGAACAUCAGUGUAUUUUCAAGCCUAAACCUUUAUUGUGCGAUUGAUUACACUACCUCUAGUUCUAGUAUGUCAUCCUUAAGGGUUUUGACGUGUCGUGGAUCUAGCCAUUGGAAAACAAGGAUAAACAAUAUAAACAGAACUCUCCUAUUGACAAAACAUCAACAGCAGCAUCUACCAACAAGGCAUUUGAUACGGUGUCUAUCACAAAUCGUUCACUCACCAUCACCUCCACCCUUUGAUUCUAAGGUUGGGUUUAAUGAUUACGAGAAAGAACAUGCUGAAUUUCGCCCUUCUUUGCCGAGAUUUUACAACUUUGCUAAUGUUCUUGAUGAAUGGGCUAAAAAGGAAGAGUCUGGUGAGCGAACUCGCAAUGUGCCCGCUUUCUGGUGGCUUGAUGAAAAUGGCAAGGAAAUCAAGUGGUCUUUURAGGAGCUCGCUGUUAAUUCAAAACGAACGGCCAACCUUCUGACAGAUGGAUGUGACGUAAGAAGAAAGGAUCGUGUUAUGGUAAUCUUACCCAGGCUCCCCGAGUGGUGGCUCUUGAACAUCGCAUGUAUGAGGACGGGGAGUGUCAUCAUUCCUGGAUCAACACAGCUAAGAUCUAAAGAUAUUUUAGCAAGGUUACUCGUUUCAAAGGCAACGUGUAUUGUAGCAGAUUCUGAAACUGCGRAGCUGGUUGAUGAGGUGGCAGGUUUGGUUCCUCAUUUGGAAACAAAACUCAUUCUAGGGGAAUCUAUGGAGGAAGAAAACAGAAAAGGAUGGCUACCGUUUCAGAAGCUUUACGAGCAAGCUUCAGCUACACACGAGUGUGCCCCAACACUAAGUGACGAAACAAUGACGUUUUUCUUUACAAGUGGUACAACAGGAAUGCCUAAAAUGACCAACCACUCGCAUGGCAGCUAUGGACUAGGACACGUCAUAACGGGAAAGUACUGGCUAGACUUGGGUCAGGAUGAUGUGCAUUGGACCAUUUCUGAYACGGGUUGGGCUAAGUGUGCUUAUGGGUGCCUUUUUGGACCUUGGAACCAAGGAGCCUGCGUGUUCAUCUACAAUGCGCAAUUUGAAGCCAGGAACGUUCUUAAGAUACUUGAGAAGUACCCCAUCAACACGUUAUGUGUGCCUCCUACUGGGUACCGUAUGAUGGUCCAACAUGACCUGAACGAGUUCACAUUUUCUAGUCUGAGGCAUUGUUUAAGCGCCGGUGAGCCCAUCAACCCAGAAGUCAUGGACGAGUGGAAACAAGGCACUGGGCUUGAGAUCCGAGAAGGAUAUGGUCAGACAGAAACGACUCUUCUUUGUGGUACGUUUCGCUGCAUCGAAAAUCGUCCAGGAUCGAUGGGUAAACCGGCUCCUGGCUACGAUGUCAAGAUAAUAGAUAAUGAUUGUAAUGAGUGCGCACCUGGAAAUGAAGGCGAUAUUGCUGUUCUUGUCAAACCACGUAGACCUAUAGGACUAUUUACCGAGUACAAGGACGACCCAGAACGAACAUCAUCAGUCUAUCGGGGUGAUUACUACCUGACAGGAGAUCGCGGAAUUCGCGACGAGGAUGGCUACCUGUGGUUUGUCGGUAGAGCUGAUGACGUCAUUUUAUCUUCUGGAUAUCGUAUCGGACCUUUUGAAGUUGAGAGCGCGCUUAUCGAACACCCUGCAGUAGCCGAAUCAGCUGUCGUCAGCAGUCCUGAUACCGUCAGGGGAGAGAUUGUCAAGGCGUUUGUCAUUUUGGCACCGGAUUUUGAAGGAAAUAAAGAAGACCUGAUAGUUGAACUUCAGCGACACGUGAAAGAGACUACAGCACCUUACAAAUAUCCUAGAAAGAUCGAGUUCGUUGAUCAUCUACCAAAGACAGUGAGUGGAAAGAUUAGAAGAAAAGAACUGCGCGCCUUGGAAUGGGAUAAAGUGACGGAAGAGUAGUCGCAACAAGGCUAGUUACUCAGAGUUCAAGAACAUGAAACACUUGAACAAUGAUAGAACGGCUUAUGCGGUGAAGCUACACUUGUUAGCGUAGUGCAAUGAGAGUUUAAAGAUGGCCGGGGAGGGGAGUGAAGUAAAGGCACAAAUGUUUCAUAAUCUUCGUAGUGUAGGCUGUACGGCAACUUCCAAUGUCUUUCCUGCGAACAGAGUCCCUCGAUGUCUUAACCUAUGAAAUAUAUGUUAUUGUAGAACGUUUGCUUUCUUUCCUUCCCCCUCCAUGACAUCCCAGACUGAACGUGAGUCAAUAGUUGCGCAGAUGAUUGGGUCACGUCAAGGGCACUAGGACACCGAAUGUGGUUGGAUUUCUAUAGGUUUUUUUUUCCUUUCGAUCAUUUGAAUUAAAUCAACGUUGAUACUCGUUUACUUA
Molecule: messenger RNA, 2389 nt
Organism: Actinia tenebrosa (Australian red waratah sea anemone)
Lineage: Eukaryota; Metazoa; Cnidaria; Anthozoa; Actiniaria; Actiniidae
Product: acyl-coenzyme A synthetase ACSM3, mitochondrial
Biological process (GO): acyl-CoA metabolic process; fatty acid biosynthetic process
Cellular component (GO): mitochondrial matrix
Molecular function (GO): fatty-acyl-CoA synthase activity; fatty acid ligase activity
Source: RefSeq, a predicted model, not a curated record